Budorcas taxicolor (takin) is the source of this 3750-nucleotide messenger RNA. It is a transcript of the gene APAF1, whose product is annotated as apoptotic peptidase activating factor 1. The record is from RefSeq and is a predicted model, not a curated record. Lineage: Eukaryota; Metazoa; Chordata; Mammalia; Artiodactyla; Bovidae. The coding region runs from base 1 to 3750 and encodes 1249 amino acids. Gene Ontology annotation, cellular component: apoptosome. The transcript has 26 exons. Gene Ontology annotation, biological process: apoptotic signaling pathway; regulation of apoptotic process. Gene Ontology annotation, molecular function: ADP binding; protein binding.
AUGGAUGCAAAAGCUCGAAAUUGUUUGCUUCAACAUCGAGAAGCCUUGGAAAGGGACAUCAAAACAUCCUACAUCAUGGAUCACAUGAUUAGUAAUGGAGUUUUAACAGUGUCAGAGGAGGAAAAAGUGAAAAAUGAGCCCACCCAACGGCAACGAGCAGCUAUGCUAAUUAAAAUGAUACUUAAAAAAGAUAAUCAUUCCUAUAUAUCAUUCUACAAUGCUCUACUUCAUGAAGGUUACAAAGAUCUUGCUGCCCUGCUGCAUGGUGGCAUUCCUGUCAUCUCUUCUUCCGAUGGCAAAGAUUCAGUUAGUGGAAUAACUUCAUAUGUAAGGACAGUCCUGUGUGAAGGUGGAGUACCACAGAGGCCCGUUGUUUUUGUUACUAGGAAGAAGUUAGUGAAUGCAAUUCAGCAGAAGCUCUCCAAACUGAAUGGUGAACCGGGAUGGGUCACCAUAUAUGGAAUGGCAGGUUGUGGGAAAUCUGUAUUAGCUGCAGAAGCUGUUCGAGAUCAUUCUUUCCUAGAAGAUUGUUUCCCAGGGGGCGUGCAUUGGGUGUCAGUUGGGAAACAGGACAAAUCUGGGCUUCUGAUGAAGCUACAGAACCUUUGCGCACGAUUGGAUCAGGAUGAAAGCUUCUCCCAGAGGCUUCCACUUAAUAUUGAAGAGGCUAAAGACCGUCUCCGCAUUCUGAUGCUGCGCAAACAUCCGAGGUCUUUAUUGAUCUUGGAUGAUAUUUGGGAUCCUUGGGUGUUAAAAGCUUUUGACAAUCAGUGUCAAAUUCUUCUCACAACCAGAGAUAAGAGUGUUACAGAUUCAGUAAUGGGUCCUAAAUAUGUAGUGCCUGUGGAGAGUGGUUUAGGAAAAGAAAAAGGACUUGAAAUUUUAUCCCUUUUUGUUAAUAUGAAGAAAGCAGAUUUGCCAGAACAAGCUCACAGUAUUAUACAAGAAUGUAAAGGUUCCCCUCUUGUAGUGUCUUUAAUUGGUGCACUUUUACGAGAUUUUCCCAACCGCUGGGAGUACUACCUCAGGCAACUUCAGAAUAAGCAAUUUAAGAGGAUAAGAAAAUCUUCAUCUUAUGACUAUGAGGCUCUAGAUGAAGCCAUGUCUAUAAGUGUUGAAAUGCUCAGAGAAGACAUCAAAGAUUAUUACACAGAUCUUUCCAUCAUUCAGAAAGAUGUUAAGGUGCCUACAAAGGUGUUAUGUAUCCUCUGGGACUUGGAAACGGAAGAAGUUGAAGACAUAUUACAGGAAUUUGUUAAUAAGUCUCUCUUGUUCUGUGACCGGAAUGGAAAAUCAUUUCUUUAUUAUUUACAUGAUCUGCAAGUAGAUUUCCUUACUGAAAAGAAUCGCAGCCAGCUUCAGGAUCUCCACAAGAAGAUGGUCACUCAGUUCCAGAGACAUCACCAGUUACAUUCUCUUACACCAGAUCAGGAGGAUUGCAUGUAUUGGUACAAUUUUCUGGCCUAUCACAUGGCCAGUGCUAAUAUGCACAAAGAACUGUGUGCUUUAAUGUUUUCCCUGGAUUGGAUUAAAGCAAAAACAGAACUUGUAGGCCCUGCUCAUCUGAUUCAUGAAUUUGUGGAAUACAGGCAUAUAUUGGAUGAAAAGGAUGGUACAGACUGUGAGAAUUUCCAGGAGUUUUUAUCUUUAAAUGGGCAUCUUCUUGGACGACAGCCAUUUCCUAAUAUUGUGCAACUGGGCCUCUGUGAACUGGAAACUUCAGAGGUUUAUCGGCAAGCUAAGCUGCAGGCCAAGCAGGAGGUCGAUAACGGAAUGCUUUACCUGGAGUGGGUAAACAAAAAAAACAUGAAGAACCUCUCCCGCUUGGUUGUCCGCCCCCAUACAGAUGCUGUUUACCAUGCUUGCUUUUCUGAAGAUGGUCAAAGAAUAGCUUCUUGUGGAGCUGAUAAAACUUUACAGGUAUUCAAAGCUGAAACAGGAGAGAAACUUCUAGAAAUCAAGGCUCAUGAGGAUGAAGUGCUUUGCUGUGCAUUCUCUGCAGAUGACAGAUUUAUAGCAACCUGCUCAGUGGAUAAAAAAGUGAAGAUUUGGAAUUCAAUGACUGGGGAACUAGUGCGUAUCUAUGAUGAGCACUCAGAGCAAGUCAAUUGCUGCCACUUCACCAACAACAGUAGUCACCUUCUCUUAGCCACUGGUUCAAAUGACUACUUCCUUAAACUCUGGGAUCUGAAUCAAGAAGAAUGUCGAAAUACCAUGUUUGGCCAUACAAAUUCAGUCAGUCACUGCAGAUUUUCACCAGAUGAUCAGGUUUUGGCCAGUUGUUCAGCUGAUGGAACAUUAAAGCUUUGGGAUGUGAAAUCUGCAAAUGAGAGGAAAAGCAUUAAUGUGAAGCAGUUCUUCCUGAAUUCAGAGGAACCUCAGGAGGAUCUGGAAGUGAUAGUGAAAUGCUGUUCGUGGUCUGCUGAUGGUGCUAAGAUAAUGGUGGCCGCAAAAAAUAAAGUCUUUCUUUUUGACAUUCACACCAGUGGCCUGUUGGCAGAAAUCCACAUGGGCCAUCAUAGCACUGUCCAGUACUGUGACUUCUCCCCCCACAACCAUUUGGCAGUGGUGGCUUUGUCCCAGUACUGUGUGGAGUUGUGGAGUAUGGACUCAGGUUUAAAAGUAGCUGAUUGCAGAGGACAUUUAAGUUGGGUCCACUGUGUGAUGUUUUCUCCUGAUGGAUCAUCAUUUUUGACAUCUUCUGAUGACCAGACAGUCAGGCUCUGGGAGACAAAGAAAGUAUGUAAGAACUCUGCUACAGUGUUAAAGCAAGAAAUAGAUGUUGUGUUUCAAGAAAAUGAAGUGACGGUUCUUGCAGUUGACAAUAUAAGACGUCUGCAACUCAUUAAUGGAAACACAGGUCAGAUUGAUUACCUAACUGAAGCUCAAGUGAGUUGCUGUUGUUUAAGUCCACAUCUUCAGUACCUUGCAUUCGGAGCUGAAGAUGGAGCCAUUCAGAUUUUAGAACUCCUGAACAACAGAAUCUUCCAAUCCAGGAAUGCGCACAAAACCACUGUUCGGCACAUCCAGUUCACAGCUGAUGGAAAGACUCUUAUCUCAAGCUCUGAUGAUUCUGCAGUUCAGAUAUGGAAUUGGCAGUCAGAGGACCCUUUCUUUCUCCAAGCCCACCAGGAAACAGUGAAAGACUUUAAACUCUUGAAAAAUUCAAGACUGCUUUCCUGGUCAUUUGAUGGAACAGUAAAGGUAUGGAAUAUUACUACCAGAAGAAUAGAAAAAGAUUUUGUGUGUCACCAGGAUACAGUUCUUUCUUGUGAUAUUUCCUCUGAUGGUGCUAAGUUUUCUUCUACCUCUGCUGACAAGACUGCAAAGAUUUGGAGUUUUGAACUCCUUUCUCCUCUUCAUGAAUUGAGAGGCCACAAAGGCUGUGUGCGCUGCUCUUCCUUCUCUGUGGACAAUACCAUGUUGGCGACUGGAGACGACAAUGGAGAAAUCAGGAUAUGGAAUGUCUCAAACGGUGAGCUUCUUCAUUUGUGUGCUCCAAUUUCAGUAGAAGAAGGAGCUGCUACUCAUGGAGGCUGGGUGACCGACCUUUGCUUUUCUCCAGACACCAAAAUGCUUGUUUCUGCUGGCGGAUAUCUCAAGUGGUGGAAUGUUGUCACUGGGGAAUCCUCACAGACCUUCUACACAAACGGAACCAAUCUUAAGAAAAUACAUGUGUCCCCUGACUUCAAAACAUAUGUGACUGUUGAUAAUCUUGGUAUUUUAUAUAUUUUAAAGAUUUUAGAGUAA